Macrosteles quadrilineatus (aster leafhopper) is the source of this 1321-nucleotide messenger RNA. Its product is annotated as phospholipase A1-like. Lineage: Eukaryota; Metazoa; Arthropoda; Insecta; Hemiptera; Cicadellidae. Bases 179 to 1273 code for a protein of 364 amino acids. The record is from RefSeq and is a predicted model, not a curated record. The transcript is spliced from 7 exons. Gene Ontology annotation, molecular function: lipase activity.
GCUGCCAAACUGUUCAUAAUAAGUGAAAAGUAAACAAUUUUCAGCAGUUUACUCUGUUUAAUGUCAUGCAUAGUAACUGUUGACAAGUAGACACAUGUAUAAACAAGCAUGUGUUUCAUAAUCUAUUAUAGAUAGUAUAAAAUGUUGAAUCUUCCUACUAAACCUUAACUACCAAACCAUGAGAACAGUUUACGCGUUACUGGCCAUAUUAGGGUGCUCAUCAGCUGUUAAUCUAAAUUUUGGUGGUUUGUUCAAAAUUGAUUUAACAAUUGAUGCUAACAUAAGAGAGGCUUUGAAUAAACUCACCAACGACUGCCCAGUAGCUCAAGAUCAGGUUUGUCCUUCUCAGGUCACAUACUGGCUUUACACAAGAGAUAAUAGAGAUGGAAGACAGAUAGACGAAAAUGACUUGGGAGGUGCAGGGUUCAUAAAAAAACAACUGAAGAUCAUUGUACAUGGAUACACAAAUGACAGAAAUAGCCUAAUGAUGACGUCCUUGAUAAACGCCUACUUGGACUACGGAGAGUACAACAUCAUCGGCAUCGACUGGGGAUAUUUUGUAAAGGAUGGAUGUUACCUACAGGGUGUCUACAGCAUCAACCCUGUAGCCGCUUGUCUUUCAGGCUUCCUUAAGAAGGUUAUAGAUUGCCAUGGAUUGGAGAACUUUGAAAACAUAGUUCACAUACUAGGACACAGCCUGGGAGGACAUGUCGCUGGAAGAACGUCCUCCCAGAUGCAAAGAAAACAUGGCGUCCAGUUUGCCAGACUUACAAGAUUUGAUCCUGCUCUGCCACUCUUCUUCUCCGGUGAUGAAAAUAAAGGAGUAGCUGACUUCAGGGAUACAUACCACAGCAACAUUGGUAUACUUGGUCAGAGCGCGGCUGAGGCGGAUGUUGAUGUAUAUCUCAACAACGGCCAGUUCCAGCCAGGCUGUGGGUGUGAUCUGGCGUGUUCUCAUAUGAAGAGUGUGUUGUACUUCGCGGAGAGUAUCAACUCUGAAAUGUGGGGGAUCUACUGUAGUGCCUGGAGUAAACUGAUAGACGGCAAAUGUGACAAACAUGCAGAACAAGACCUGAGACUUCUGGGUGACAAGGUGGACCAAAACGAGAAAUAUGUUUCCUUCAUUACUUUCGGAAAGGAACAAUCGCCGUACUUGUUCGACAAGCAGGAGUAUAUCAAUGAUGGCACCUUCAAUGAAUUUGACAGUAUAGGCAGAGAAGAAUGUUCAGAUGUUAUAGAGGAUAAAAUUGUUGCCUACUUGAGUGGAAAAUAAAAUCUAACACAGCUCCAACUCAAACAUUGUGUUGUAAUUGUUGAUCAU